This is a messenger RNA of Galeopterus variegatus (Sunda flying lemur), 2169 nucleotides long. It is a transcript of the gene GMPPA, whose product is annotated as GDP-mannose pyrophosphorylase A. Gene Ontology annotation, molecular function: transferase activity. NCBI's taxonomy places the organism in Eukaryota, Metazoa, Chordata, Mammalia, Dermoptera, Cynocephalidae. Gene Ontology annotation, cellular component: cytoplasm. The coding region runs from base 701 to 1978 and encodes 425 amino acids. The record is from RefSeq and is a predicted model, not a curated record. The transcript has 13 exons. Gene Ontology annotation, biological process: biosynthetic process.
AGCAGUCAGUCCUCCGAAUGCAGAAAUUCAGCACCGAUGGUAUUAGGACUUGGGGGGUGGUAGGUUCAGUGUUUAGGAUGCCAAGGGGCUGUCUUUUUGUUCGGGGUUCAGCGUAUAGAGAGGUUAGUUUUAGGAUUCAGGCUGAGCAUAUGAAGGGUUUUUGCUAGGACUGGGGGCUCAUCAAAUGCAGAUCAGUGUUAGUUCAAUACUUGGGGUUCCGCUUAGGAUUGAAGUUAAAUAUCUGGGGCUCAAGGUUUGCGGUUCAGUAUUCAGGGUUCACUAUUGGGAUUCAGGGCUUAACCUUUAGAAUGAGGAUGCAACAAUUUGAGAAUCAGUGGGUUUGAGCUUUCAGCUUUUUGAGGGUUGAGGUCUAAGAAGGGGGUCUCUGCUGAGUUCUGAGUUUGCAGAAUUUGUUCAUGAGCAGAGGGAAGCCUGUUAGAGAUCCAACUGUGAAGUGCGAAUUUGAGAAUUUGGGAAGAAUCACUGUGAGGUUUGAAGGCCAACUGGAAUCUGGGUUGGGAUUUGAGACGUGUGGGAUUUGUUAGGUGUUGUGUCCAGGGAAGUACUACUAUAUUGAACUUUGGUUUUACAUCUUGGGAGAGGGCUAAGUGUUGAUAUUUGGGACUUUAGGUUUGCUGGAGUAUGAGAUCUGAGCCCAAUUUCUCUGUUGGGAUUUGAGGUUUAAGUAGCAAUCACCAUCAUGCUCAAAGCCGUGAUCUUGAUUGGAGGCCCUCAAAAGGGCACUCGCUUCAGGCCUUUGUCUUUUGAGGUGCCCAAACCACUGUUUCCUGUGGCAGGGGUCCCUAUGAUCCAGCACCAUAUCGAGUCCUGUGCCCAGGUCCCUGGGAUGCAGGAGAUUCUGCUCAUUGGCUUUUACCAACCUGAUGAGUCCCUUACCCAGUUCCUAGAGGCUGCCCAGCAGGAGUUUAACCUUCCAGUCAGGUACCUGCAGGAAUUUGCACCCCUGGGCACAGGAGGUGGUCUCUACCAUUUCCGGGACCAGAUUCUGGCUGGGAGCCCCGAGGCGUUCUUUGUGCUCAACGCUGACGUCUGCUCUGACUUCCCCUUGAAUGCUAUGUUGGAUGCCCACAGAUGCCAGCCUCACCCUUUUUUACUCCUUGGCACAACGGCUAACAGGACACAAUCCCUCAACUAUGGCUGCAUUGUUGAGAAUCCAGAAACGCAUGAGGUCCUGCACUAUGUGGAGAAACCCAGCACAUUUAUUAGUGACAUCAUCAACUGCGGCAUCUAUCUCUUUUCCCCGGAAGCCCUGAAGCCUCUUCGGGAUGUGUUCCAGCGAAAUCAGCAAGAUAGGCAACUCUGCCUUGCUCUGGGGGAGGACUCUCCAGGCUUGUGGCCGGGGGCAGGUACCAUCCGCCUGGAGCAGGAUGUGUUCUCAGCCCUGGCAGGGCAGGGCCAGAUCUAUGUGCACCUCACCGAUGGUAUCUGGAGCCAGAUCAAGUCUGCAGGCUCAGCCCUCUAUGCCUCCCGCCUCUAUCUGAGCCGAUACCAGUUCACUCACCCAGAAAGGCUGGCCAAACACACUCCAGGGGGUCCACGAAUCCGAGGAAACGUUUACAUCCACCCGACGGCUAAGGUGGCCCCAUCAGCUGUGCUGGGCCCCAAUGUCUCCAUCGGAAAGGGGGUGACCGUGGGCGAGGGUGUGAGGCUCCGAGAGAGCAUUGUCCUCCACGGAGCCACAUUGCAGGAGCAUACGUGUGUCCUGCACAGCAUCGUGGGAUGGGGGAGCACUGUAGGACGCUGGGCCCGCGUGGAGGGUACCCCCAAUGACCCCAACCCCAAUGACCCCCGAGCCCGCAUGGACAGUGAGAGCCUCUUCAAGGAUGGGAAGCUGCUGCCUGCCAUCACCAUCCUGGGCUGCCGUGUCCGGAUCCCUGCCGAGGUGCUCAUCCUGAACUCGAUUGUUCUGCCACAUAAGGAGCUGAGCCGCAGCUUCACCAACCAGAUCAUCCUCUGAGGGGGCUGCCAGAAGGCCCCCCAAUGCCUAUCUGCUUCCCUUGAGGCUGCUGCCUGCUUGGCCAGCCUCUGUCCAGAAAGUACCAGAGGAAGCCAGGCAGGAUCUUCACCCACCGGGAACAAUGUGGGUGGCUGGGGGGACUCCUGGCCUCACUCCCCACUCCCUAAUAAACCCUGUGAACCUUAGAGCCA